GAUCUCGCCCCCUAGUGGCCGCUGCCUGAGCUGCAUCAUCCAAUACCACGUCUGGGAUGCAGCUGUGGCAGGGGCACAGCCAGGGAAUAUCUUGACUGAGAUGCCCAGGGAGUGGGACCUGGGAUCUCUCCCCUCUAGCGGUCGCCAGUUCUGAUCCAGCCCUGGGCGGGAUGCGGGGAACUGGCGAGCUCAGAGAGGCGGAGAAUGGGAUACAGGGGUUUCCCCUUUAGAGGGCGCCAGUUCUAAAUUUCACACCAUCUACUGGGUGGAAUAUCAGAGCCCCUGAGGGGGGUGCUACCCUGCUGCCCCCUAGUGGCUGCAGCUGAGGAUGGCUCAGGCAAGUGGUUCCCCACCGCUGCCACCAAUAACUGCCCAAUCAUACUGGAAGCAGAACCAGCCUCUUCGGGAGCACGAGACGGGAGAACAUGGGGUGGAGAAGAGCCACCCAGCGGAAGCCCUGGCUCCAUCCAGCCUGCCCAGGCUCCAGGAGUCUCCUCGUGCCUGGGAGGAUGUGAGAGUCGAGGCGGGUUUUGUGGACCGGCGAGGAGACGGGGAAGACCCCAGUCUCCCUGCAGACCCCACCAUCGUCCUGCCUCCCACCGCGCCAGCACCUGCCAACAGCACCGAACCGCAGGGCCUCCGGUUCCCGGCUUCGCCCCCUGGGGCCCUGCAUCCCGGCUCUCUGCUCCGGCCCCUCUUACGGGACACGGAGCCGCCCCUCGCCCCGGUAUGGGCCACGCUGGAUGGAGGGGGAGCUGUGGUGUCCAAUGCUGUCCGGCUGGGCCUAGCGGGCCUGGUUCUCUGCCUCCUGGUGCUGAUCGCGGGCGAGUAUGUUCUGUCCAUGAGAAACAAGGACACCUCGGAGACAGAUUCACCCCCAGAUGCUGCUACAACCAUCACUACACUGUCGACGAUAUACGUCCUCCAAGAGAUGCCCAUUCCAGAUGCCUCAGAGGAAUUAUAUGCCAGCCUAAGUUUCUGAUCCUGCUGUAUGAUUGCACACACGUGCUGCCGUUUCUCCUCUGAAACCCGCACUCACCAUCAUCAUUAGCUGGAAUUGUGCUCCUGCAGCGGUGAGUUCCACCGGUCGCGGCCACGCUGCUUAGUAACCUGAGACACUGUGGCAAAGUCCAGUGCAAGCCUGCAUGCUCUCUGCCUGAACGGUCUUUCGUUUAAGAUUGGAAGGGGCUGAUGAGACGAGAAAGAGCAGACGUCAAGCUCCCAGGUUAGAGCCCCAGCCGGUGUAAAUGUGUGUCGCUUUGUUGGAGUCAGUGCAGCCAGAUCCCCACAGCUGUGAAUGAAUAUUGCUCCAUUAGAGACAAACGCACUGGAUUCCCAGCUGGUGUUACUUGGUGUCAUGUUGCUGAAGCUAGCUCAGACCAGUGGAUCCACCGAAGCUGGAAUUCCCCUCCCCUGCCCUCCUUCACUUUUAUUACAGAAGAGAAGAGCGUGAUACAUUAGCCAAUACUUUCUUCCUCCUUUUCGUUUCCCCCCUCGCAUUUCCCACUGCAGAUUAAAGCUGCCCAAGCUUUAAGCA
Mauremys reevesii (Reeves's turtle) is the source of this 1537-nucleotide messenger RNA. RefSeq lists its product as uncharacterized. Bases 329 to 982 code for a protein of 217 amino acids. The transcript has 6 exons. The record is from RefSeq and is a predicted model, not a curated record. Lineage: Eukaryota; Metazoa; Chordata; Testudines; Geoemydidae.